Bombus pyrosoma is the source of this 1467-nucleotide messenger RNA. RefSeq names its product homologous-pairing protein 2 homolog. Gene Ontology annotation, cellular component: condensed nuclear chromosome; DNA recombinase auxiliary factor complex. The coding region runs from base 433 to 1032 and encodes 199 amino acids. Gene Ontology annotation, biological process: meiotic joint molecule formation; meiotic strand invasion involved in reciprocal meiotic recombination; homologous chromosome pairing at meiosis. NCBI's taxonomy places the organism in Eukaryota, Metazoa, Arthropoda, Insecta, Hymenoptera, Apidae. Gene Ontology annotation, molecular function: recombinase activator activity; double-stranded DNA binding. The transcript is spliced from 4 exons. The record is from RefSeq and is a predicted model, not a curated record.
CUUUAACGUGCAAUUUCUGUUCACGCCACGCUAUCUGCAUAUAUAAGCGAACAUAAUAGAGUCCAAUAGGUUACUCUUUCAUACAUUCCAGAUUUUGCUUCAAGAUAUUUAUUCAUAUUCCUGUUUGGAUUCAAAGUUCUAAUUAAAUUUCCCGCACUUUCAAUCACUGACUAGAAACAAUGAAGGAAGUCACGUGAUUUAUAGAUUUAGUAAGAACGCUUGCUGCGUGGAUAUGUUCAAAGUGAUAUUAGUGAAGCACAAAAAAUAAGAAUAAAAAUAGUUAAUAAUUUUAUGCUAAGUAACAAAAAUAUUAAAUAUUAAUCUAAACACGGGUAAACAUUUUUGAUAACGCUUGAAUCUAAGGUAUCAAAUAACCUGUGAAAGUAGUUUAAAUGUAAUACAUAAGGAAAGGAAUAAACUAAAUUGAUAACAAUGACGGACACUGUAUAUAAAUAUAUGAAAACACAAAACAGACCUUAUAGUAUUAAUGAUUUAGUUUCAAAUCUUCAUAAUGAAUAUGGUAAAACAGCUGUACAAAAAGCUAUAGAUAAAUUGGUUGCUGAAGGAAAGAUAUUUGAAAAAGUUUAUGGAAAACAAAAGAUUUAUUGUGCAGUGCAGGAUACAUCUCACGAUAUGGAUGAAUUAAUGAGGAUAAACAGAGAAUUACAAAAUCAUGCUAAUGAAGUUGAAAGCAAGUAUCGAGAGCUUCAAGAAGAAAUUAAAGUACAGGAGGCUUUAUUGUUAUCUAUAAAGUCUUCCAUUACAAUCGAAGAAGCAAAGAAACAGAAAGUUAAACUUAAAGAAAGAAUUCAAGUAUUGACAGAUAAAUUGGAUAGUCUAAUGGAAGCAAGUGGUACUGAAGAUUUAACUGAAACCAAAAGAAAAGCAGAGGAAGCACUAAAUGAAUAUUCACGUGAAUAUUCAAAACGGAAACGUCUAUGUACUGAUAUUUUAGAUUGUAUAUUGGAUAACUAUCCUAGUAGCAAAACAGAAUUAUAUGAGGAAAUAGGAAUAGAUCUAAAAAUUGUUUAAUGACACGUGUAUUAUAAAUUUUUUAAUGUAAUAAAAUAUAAAUUGCACUUAACAUUAUUAAUUUUAUUUUAUUUAUAUGUGAGGUAUAUGUUUGUAUAUGUAUUUGUAUAUAUAUUUGUAUAUGUAAUAAUAUGUACAUGUAAUAAUUUAGAUUAAUUUAUAUUUUAAGCUAUUUUCUAGUAACUGAUAAUUAUUGUCAUAAGUCACUUUUUGUGUAAUUUAUAGAUUUAUUUAUUAUAAUAGUUUAUAAAUGAUAAAAUUAUUUAUUUAUAUUUGCAGAUGGUAAUAUACAUCUCUAUGACUUACCGUAACAUAUGGAUUUUAAUGCUUUCAUAUUGUACUCUAUGUGUGUUCUAUUCAUACACAUUGUCACUUGACAAAAAUUAUUAUUCUACGUCAUUUAUAUUACUUUAAUAAACAUAUUAUUAUGUAAUA